CAAACGCCUGUCUAGUCUCCCUUUAAGGGCACUACAUAGGGUAUGAUCACAACGGGAUUCUAUGUGUCAUGUAGUGAACUAUAUCACCAAUAGGGAGAUGUUUGGAAUGUAGCCUGCAUCAGCUAGCGGUACCAGGGCUAGCUUAUACGGAGAUGUUCAAUAGCUUUAUCUGUCUAGGGAUCUGUUACAUAGGCGAACUUUUUAAACCAGGGAGUAAUUUAGAGGUCUGUGUAUAAUUAGGUUAACAUGUCCACUGGCUUUCAAGACUAGCCAGCGAAGUGGUUAAUAACGUGUCUGUAGAAACUGGAUGAACCUGAGGGAUGCAGAGACGGGGAAAGUUCUCUGGCAGGGAACUGAAGAUCUCUCUGUUCCUGGUGUAGAACAUGAAGCUCGGGUACCCAAAAAGAUCCUAAAAUGUAAAGCUGUCUCCAGAGAGCUUAAUUUCUCCUCAUCAGAAAAGCUGGAAAAGUUUCGCCUGGAGCAGAAGGUUCUCUUCAAAGGCCAGUGUCUAGAAGAGUGGUUCUUUGAAUUUGGCUUUGUGAUCCCCAAUUCCACAAACACAUGGCAGUCUUUGAUAGAGGCAGCACCCGAGUCACAGAUGAUGCCUGCUAACGUGUUAACUGGAAAUGUUGUCAUAGAGACGAAAUUCUACGACGACGAGCUUCACGUCAGCACCUCUCGAGUACGGCUUUUCUAUGUCUGAGAUGUGAAGCCUAUCCUUUUUUACAUUCUGUCAUUCAGAAGGAUGCACACAUCACUUUUUUUUUUUAUGGCCAGACGAAACUCUGCUUAAUGAGUAUUUCCCUGGCACCAUGACAACGACACUAAAGGAAACAAGUUGAGCAGACUAAAUUUCAGGUUAAACAGUCACACCAGUUUAAUGAAAAGACUUGGAAGCAAGGGCAGUGAUGCUCAUCUCAACCUGACCAUGUAAAUUGUUUUAUUUGUACAUUUUUUUCCCUCUCUUAUCUGUUUUUUUAAAUCCUGCAUUGUAUACUGCUUCCUUGCAUUCUGUUUUUAAAUAUUUUCUGCCAGUUUCUGUGGUUGCUAAUAUCAUUUUUUUUAACAAAAUUGUAAGAUAGGCAGUGUUUAAAUACAUGAUGUAAUUAUGGGUUUAAAAUUUGAUAUCCUUGAGUGAUGCCUUUUCCCUUGAACUCUGCUGUUUUGUUUUCUUUUUAAAUAGGUGUAUACCUAUAAGACUAUCAGUACCAGCUGUAUUAGCUCUUCCACUUUUGGGGGGGGGAUAAAUCUGUGUACAAGCAGUGGUUUUGUUGAAGCUACUCUGUGUAACCUGGCCUGUUUGAUUUCUUAAAUUAAAUCUUUCUUGCCCAGGAUGCUCAGAAAGGUUAUCCAUCAUAACAAAUUCUCACCAUUUAUGUCUGUUUGACCUUCUUUAUUAAAAGCAAUGAAAUGUUGUUGUA
Messenger RNA from Hemibagrus wyckioides, 1421 nucleotides. RefSeq names its product phosphodiesterase 6D, cGMP-specific, rod, delta (gene pde6d). Gene Ontology annotation, cellular component: cytoplasm. Bases 308 to 703 code for a protein of 131 amino acids. NCBI's taxonomy places the organism in Eukaryota, Metazoa, Chordata, Actinopteri, Siluriformes, Bagridae. The transcript has 5 exons. The record is from RefSeq and is a predicted model, not a curated record. Gene Ontology annotation, biological process: sensory perception of light stimulus.